Molecule: messenger RNA, 1189 nt
Organism: Coccinella septempunctata (seven-spotted ladybird)
Lineage: Eukaryota; Metazoa; Arthropoda; Insecta; Coleoptera; Coccinellidae
Product: tubulin polymerization-promoting protein homolog
Exons: 3
Coding region: 161-757 (198 amino acids)
Biological process (GO): microtubule polymerization; positive regulation of protein polymerization; microtubule bundle formation
Cellular component (GO): microtubule
Molecular function (GO): tubulin binding
Source: RefSeq, a predicted model, not a curated record
AUUCGCGAGUGUAUACGGCAUCAUUAUUUCGAAUAUAGCAAGAUAGUCCAGAUCUCCGCAGAAUUUCUCCGAAAAUUUUGUUUGUAAACAUUCUACAGGUGAGAACAGAGGACGAAAAGUGUUGAAAUUCAUUGGAUUUUUAGGAUUCUUAAUAACUACAAUGUCAGACCAAACGUCCGCCGAUCAAACCGAAGAAAAACUAGCAGAUAUGAAGAUUGAAAACGGUGGUCCACCAGCCGCAGAAUCUCCCAAAUGUCAAACGCCUCAACCGCCCGCGAACGGUACUAACGCAACUGUCACCUUCGAGGAAAAUUUCAAAAUAUUCGCGAAAUUCGGGGAUCCAAAGUCCGACGGUAAACAGAUCACCCUGUCCAACAGCGAUAAAUGGAUGAAACAGGCGAAGGUCAUUGACGGGAAGAAGGUGACGACGACAGACACCGGCAUAUACUUCAAGAAGUUGAAGAGUCAGAAAGUCGGAAUAGUGGACUACAACAAAUUCUUGGACGAUUUGGCCAAAGCCAAAAAGGUUGGGGUGGAGGAGAUCAAGGCUAAGAUGGCUGGUUGCGGGCCACCUGGACAUCAUGGAGUUGGGGCGGUAAAAGCCACUAGCACUGUUGAACGACUGACAGACACGUCAAAGUACACAGGAUCUCACAAACAGCGAUUCGACGAAACGGGCAAAGGUAAGGGAAUGACCGGAAGGAAAGACCUUCCAGAUACAUCGGGAUACGUUCAGGGAUUCAACAAGAAGAAUUGAUCCCUAAGCGGUGAAAAAAAAUUAAUUUAUUUUCAAUUCGUUGCAAUCAACAAUCGGAGAGUAUGGUUAUGAUUCGGGGCGAAAUGCGGAAAUAUAUACGUAUCAGUAAAGACAAAAACGAUUAAAAAUCUUAUUAUUGCAAAAGAUACUCUUUGAACAAGACCAAGCAAUAUAUCAAACAGUUUAUUACGAAAAAUAUUUUUUAUACCUCUUUUUCAUUUCUAAUUUCUAAAUGUAGACACCAACGUGAGUAUGCAACUGUUACUCAGAAGUUCUUCCCUUUUUAAACUGAUGGUUAUAUUUGUUCUUAUCCAAUUGGAUGAUGAUAUUAGUCUAUAAUCAAAUGUUAUUUUUUCUAUGUCUUUUAUAAGUUACUAGGUUAAUAUAUGGCAUUACAUUUAUGUUGAUGAAUAAAGAAUAUUUACAACUACA